Molecule: messenger RNA, 3822 nt
Organism: Microtus oregoni (creeping vole)
Lineage: Eukaryota; Metazoa; Chordata; Mammalia; Rodentia; Cricetidae
Product: mitofusin-2-like
Exons: 1
Coding region: 284-2557 (757 amino acids)
Biological process (GO): mitochondrion localization; mitochondrial fusion
Cellular component (GO): mitochondrial outer membrane
Molecular function (GO): GTP binding; GTPase activity
Source: RefSeq, a predicted model, not a curated record
AGCUCCUAGGCCAUGGGCUCAUCUGGGCUGCGUCGGGACGAGUGACGAGUGCAGCCCCUUCCCCUCCCUCUUCUCUCUGUGUGGCCCCGGCUAGUGACGUUGUGUGUGUGAUGGCCGCCGCGAGGCCGGGAAGGUGAAGCUGGGACAGGUGGAGUCAACACCAUCAGUAGCCAACCUGGACCUGAAUCAACACAGAAGAGACCUCAAGUUCUUUUCAUCAUCUUGACUCCAGCCAUGUCCACGAUGUCCACCCUGUAAAGGUCUCUUACCAGCUAAAAACGAGAUGUCCCUGCUCUUCUCUCGAUGCAACUCCAUCGUCACCGUCAAGAAGGAUAAGCGACACAUGGCUGAGGUGAAUGCUUCCCCGCUCAAGCACUUUGUCACUGCCAAGAAAAAGAUCAAUGGCAUUUUCGAGCAGCUAGGGGCCUACAUCCAAGAGAGUGCCAGCUUCCUUGAAGACACCCACAGGAAUGCAGAACUGGACCCAGUUACUACAGAAGAGCAGGUCCUGGACGUCAAAGGGUAUCUGUCCAAAGUCAGGGGUAUCAGCGAGGUACUGGCCAGGCUACACAUGAAGGUGGCUUUUUUCGGCCGGACGAGCAAUGGGAAGAGCACCGUGAUCAAUGCCAUGCUCUGGGACAAAGUUCUGCCAUCUGGAAUUGGCCACACCACCAAUUGCUUCCUGCGGGUGGAGGGCACAGAUGGCCACGAGGCCUUCCUCCUCACUGAGGGCUCAGAAGAGAAGAAGAGCGUCAAGACUGUGAACCAGCUGGCACAUGCCCUCCAUCAGGACGAGCAGCUGCAUGCAGGCAGCCUGGUGAGUGUGAUGUGGCCCAACUCCAAGUGUCCACUUCUGAAGGAUGACCUCGUGCUGAUGGACAGCCCUGGGAUCGAUGUCACUACGGAGCUGGACAGCUGGAUUGAUAAGUUUUGCCUGGAUGCUGAUGUGUUUGUGCUGGUGGCCAACUCAGAGUCCACACUGAUGCAGACGGAGAAGCAGUUCUUCCACAAAGUGAGCGAGCGUCUCUCCCGGCCCAACAUCUUCAUCCUGAACAACCGCUGGGAUGCCUCUGCCUCGGAGCCUGAGUACAUGGAGGAGGUGCAGCGGCAGCACAUGGAACGCUGCACCAGCUUUCUGGUGGACAAGCUGGGCGUGGUGGAUCGAGCUCAGGCUGGGGACAGGAUCUUCUUCGUAUCUGCCAAGGAGGUGCUCAGUGCCAGGGUCCAGAAAGCCCAGGGCAUGCCAGAAGGAGGGGGCGCUCUUGCAGAAGGGUUUCAAGUGAGGAUGUUUGAAUUUCAGAAUUUUGAGAGGCGAUUUGAGGAAUGCAUUUCCCAGUCUGCAGUAAAGACCAAAUUUGAGCAACACACAGUCCGGGCUAAGCAGAUUGCAGAAGCCGUUCGUCUCAUCAUGGAUUCCCUGCACAUUGCCGCCCAGGAGCAGCGAGUUUACUGUCUGGAGAUGCGGGAAGAGCGGCAAGACCGGCUGAGAUUCAUCGACAAGCAGCUGGAGCUCCUGGCUCAAGACUAUAAGCUGAGAAUUAAGCAGAUUACAGAGGAAGUGGAAAGGCAGGUGUCCACAGCCAUGGCUGAAGAGAUCAGACGCCUCUCUGUGCUGGUUGAUGAGUACCAGAUGGACUUCCACCCGUCCCCAGUUGUCCUCAAGGUUUAUAAGAAUGAACUACACCGCCAUAUAGAGGAAGGCCUGGGCCGGAACAUGUCUGACCGCUGCUCCACGGCCAUCACCAACUCCCUACAGACUAUGCAGCAAGACAUGAUAGAUGGCUUGAAGCCCCUUCUGCCUGUGUCUGCGCGAAAUCAGAUAGACAUGCUGGUCCCUCGCCAGUGCUUCUCCCUCAGCUAUGACCUGAACUGUGACAAGCUGUGCGCUGACUUUCAGGAGGACAUCGAGUUCCACUUCUCCCUUGGAUGGACAAUGCUUGUGAACAGGUUCCUGGGUCCCAAGAACAGCCGCCGGGCCUUGAUGGGCUACAGUGAUCAGGUUCAGCGGCCUAUCCCUCUAACACCUGCCAACCCCAGUAUGCCCCCCUUGCCUCAGGGCUCCCUCACACAGGAGGAGCUUAUGGUCUCCAUGGUUACUGGCCUCGCCUCUCUGACAUCCAGAACCUCCAUGGGCAUUCUCGUGGUUGGAGGAGUGGUGUGGAAGGCAGUGGGCUGGAGACUCAUUGCCCUCUCAUUUGGACUGUACGGCCUCCUCUACGUCUAUGAGCGGCUAACCUGGACCACCAAGGCUAAGGAGAGGGCCUUCAAGCGCCAGUUUGUGGAAUACGCCAGUGAAAAACUGCAGCUCAUUAUCAGUUACACUGGCUCUAACUGCAGCCACCAAGUCCAGCAGGAACUAUCUGGGACAUUUGCUCAUCUGUGCCAGCAAGUUGACAUCACCCGGGAAAAUCUGGAGCAGGAAAUUGCUGCAAUGAACAAGAAAGUCGAGGCUCUGGAGUCACUUCAGAGCAAAGCCAAAUUGCUCAGGAAUAAAGCUGGCUGGUUGGACAGUGAACUCAACAUGUUCACACACCAGUACCUGCAGCCGAGCAGAUAGUGGGCAGCGGGGGCGGCCUGCGCAGAGAGGCAGGGCUGCACCUCCCAUGGGCUCCAGUCCUUGGCCACUGCGGAGAGAAGGAAAGCAUCCACUGUCCUGUACUGUUUGAGCCUCCACACCAGUUACCCGACCCCUGCAGGAGACCCCGGUGCACACCCUAAUUGGAGACUGACAAGGAUGGGUCAGCUCAGCAUGAGGAGUCACGCGUGUCGGUGUCUGCUCAGCAUGUUCACCUGGUUGAAGUUCGCUGCAUUUGAGAAGGUCUUCCUCAGGGUAGCACCCUGCAGAAUACUGAGGGGAACCCUCACAGGCAUCAGGCAGACACUCCCACCUUCUCCAGCCCAAGCAGGCACACCUAGCGAAAGACAAUGUGGGGGUGACUGGACUCCCCAGAAGAAUUCAGGAUAGUUCUGGAAGGGCCAUGUUUGUCCCAGAAGGACUUGUAUCUUGAGUUUGGCCUCAGCUUUAGCGCUUUUCCCCACUUGCAGUCUCUGAGUUGUGCUUGGUGGCCAGGCUCAGCACACCCUGGGCUUUAGACUCAGGCAGCUCGUAUGGGAGGCUGGGGACCUCUGCCAGGCAAAGCAGAGGGAGAGCUCAGGAGAAGGCGUGUGGAUUAGGGUAUCAGAUGUGGUGGUGCUGACGUCUGACAGGAUGAGAUGGGGCUUGCCUCCCUUCUUGCCAUUGAGGCCCUUGCUCUGAUUUCAGCUCUUGGCCUGAUGGUCCUGGUUUAUUAGUGAGAGCUAGUGUGGUCCAGGUGGUUAAAGGAUGUAGCAGGAGGAAUGGUGGAAGAUGGGGCUGCCUGGGGUGGCUGGAGAAGGUGGGUACAGAAGAGAUCCCUCUCGCGACCUGACCUAGCACUGAGGGGCGCACAGCCUGUGAGCCCACCUCCCUAACUCCAGCUCAUCUCUGCCUUGCUGCAAGCUCCCCGUGGCCACCAUUCUCUAGACUGUACCCUGUGUCGAUGCCUGCAGCUGGCCACAAAACAGCAUGAGAAGCCAGGCUGCCAUUUUCCUACUGCCCUGACCCUCAAGCCUCAUCCCAUUCUACUCCUGAACCUCCUGCUGCUUGCUUAGCCUCCUGUUGACUCUGAGCUUCCCCUUGUUGAGGGUUGAAACUGUUACUGGUCAAAGUGGGGAAGAUUCCAGUCACCCAGGUGGAUUGUCUGAAAAAAACAGUUUCAGGUUAAUGAAGACUUGUAGACCGGGUAGAGAGUGUCUUAGAGAUAAACCAUUGGGCUGCAUCUCCUCCCAGAAGCCCACAGCCAG